This is a messenger RNA of Coccinella septempunctata (seven-spotted ladybird), 2340 nucleotides long. It is a transcript of the gene Gpat4, whose product is annotated as glycerol-3-phosphate acyltransferase 3. Bases 288 to 1742 code for a protein of 484 amino acids. Gene Ontology annotation, cellular component: endoplasmic reticulum. Gene Ontology annotation, molecular function: glycerol-3-phosphate O-acyltransferase activity. Lineage: Eukaryota; Metazoa; Arthropoda; Insecta; Coleoptera; Coccinellidae. Gene Ontology annotation, biological process: triglyceride biosynthetic process. The transcript is spliced from 7 exons. The record is from RefSeq and is a predicted model, not a curated record.
UUCUUAACAACAGACAGCGAUCUUCUAAUAGUUCUAUCAGCUAGGCAACUAAAUCUCUUCGAAUUGUUCAGUGUUAAAUUCUUAAUUUUGCCGAUGAAAAGACAGAUAACGAUUUGUUCAAUUGAAAUUAUUUAUUUCAAGAUAAGAUAUAUCGCCAAGUAAUUCACAGAUAAGUGCACUCGGCUUUUGAAAUUCGAACACACUUUAGAAAGUGGAAAACUUCGAAACGUUUCCGCUAGUGAUGUGUUGUAUUUUUCGGUGAAAUUUGGCCCAGAAAGACUAAGGAAAUGUGGAUCCUUUCAACCCUUUCCUUUUUAGUUUCAGUAUUAAUCACUCCUUUCUUAACGACUUUGUUGUGUAUAAUAUUUUUAGCAGCAAUUGGGAAGUCGAUUGGGGUGAGGAGAUUAUAUGUUAGGAUACUGCUUAUGAUAUUUGAGUAUGGCAGACAAAACAUCGAAUCGGCCCAGAAUGGAAGGAAGUUGGAAGAAGAGAGUGACGAUGAAGGUUACAGCGAAAGCACAAACAACACACCAGUAGACGAAGUGGAUUCUAAUAAGCACAACGGCACGCACAAGAACGGAUACAUACCAAAUUCCAAUCCGCUCAUCAGCAGGGAUCUGAUAUUGGUUCCAGAACCUCCCACACCUGCCAAAAAGAGCGAAAAACUAGUCGAAAAAAGCCCUGAUAAUGAAAUAUCCGAGAAGGAAGAAUUCAAGGACUUCGAUCUGUCCAGUGUGGUGGAUUACAUUAAGGUUGGAGUAGAGGCCAUAAUCGAAGACGAGGUAACAUCUCGGUUUGAGGCUGAAGAACUGAAGAACUGGAACCUACUGAUAAGGACCAACAGGCAUUACGAAUUCAUCAGCUUGAAACUGACGAUCCUAUGGAUUUGUGGCUUUUUCCUGAGAUACUUCUUCCUGUUUCCACUACGAGUAUUGAUCUGUUGUUUUGGGAUUUUGUGGAUGCUAAUAUCAACCUAUCUCUUGGGAAAACUACCGGAAGGUGCCGUUAAACGUUGGGUGAACAAGAGGGUGUACAUUAUAGCUUUCAGAAUUUUCGCCAGAUCCUUUAUCGGCUAUAUCAAUAUACACAAUAAGCAGUACAGACCCGCCAAUGCUUCGGUGUGCGUUGCCAACCACACCACGCCGAUGGAUGUAGUAAUCCUUUCGACGGACAACUGCUUCUCUCUGAUCGGCCAAAGUCAUGGUGGUUUCUUGGGAUUACUACAAAGAGCUCUAGCUAGAGCUUCACCGCACAUUUGGUUUGAGAGGUCAGAAGUUAGAGAUCGACAUGCUGUGGCUAACAAAUUGAAAGAGCACGUUUCGAACCCCAACAAUCCCCCAAUUCUCAUCUUCCCUGAAGGCACCUGUAUCAACAACACCUCGGUUAUGCAGUUCAAGAAGGGCAGUUUUGAGGUGGAGAGCGUCAUCUAUCCGGUUGCAAUAAAGUACGACCCCCGUUUCGGAGACGCGUUCUGGAAUAGCAGCAGGUAUUCGAUGUUGCAGUACCUGUACAUGAUGAUGACCAGUUGGGCCAUCGUGUGCGACGUGUGGUAUCUGCCCCCGAUGCACAGGAAAGAGGGGGAGACGGCGAUAGACUUCGCAAAUAGAGUGAAGAGUGUUAUUGCCAAACAGGGUGGACUGGUGGAUUUGGUCUGGGAUGGUCAGUUGAAACGAAUGAAGCCAAAGAAAGAAUGGAGGGAAAGGCAACAAGAAGAAUUCAGUAAGAGGUUGAAAUCAGAAUAAUGAAUGGAGUUUGUAUUUUCCUGCGUUGAUCAAUAACUAAGGGUGCAAAGUCAUUUUUUUCGCUCUGUUUAGAUGAAUUGUUUAAAUUCGAAGCUCUAGUCACUUUGUAUAUUCUUAUUGGAGAUGCUACCUUUUAGUUCCUCACAAAGUUUAUCUUAGCUUUUCAGUUGCUAGGUCUCUCCAAAUCUACCUUUCUUCUCACAAUUAUUCAAGGCUUGUGUAUUUAUUUUAGAGAUACCAGCAUUCAAGUUUGGUUCUCCAUCAAGCUCAACAUUGAAUUCUUCGUAUUUCAAUUGUUUAUAGAUGUGAUUAAUUUUUACCAAGAGAUAAUCAUUAGCUUUGAAAUUAAUUAUAGGGUUAAUAAGGAUAAUAACACUAAAUAGUAUACUGAAAAGAACUAUUUUUGAUUACAGGUCAAUAGUUGUAUAGAUCAGCAUUGUAUUAUUGUUAAAUUUAAUUUUUUAAGUUAUUCAGUUUAUGAUUACACUUUUUUACUCACUGCAGAUAUUUGUAAUUUACUGAGUUAAUAUGUUGUUGUAAAUAAUGUGAAAAAGCUUCUUCUCUUGCAUUGCUAAAAAUGAAUAAAGACUGAAAUAUA